UAUUCAUAGACUGGUCGAACUCAAAUCAGCCCAAACACUACUUUUUUUUCUUUUUACGGCAAGCAUUUGAAAACAGCUAGCCAUCAAUUCACAAUGGAAGUCGACCACAUCGAUAAGCUCCUAGAGCAAUAUCUAAAUCUCUUACACGAAUACACAACCCUAAGAGACCAGCUCAACAGCCUACAGACGGGCAUAUACCAAAACAUCGCACGCGCCAACUUCGCUGCUGAGCGUGGUAUGCGAUAUAACCAGGACCACUAUGAUGAGCGCAUGCAAGCCUCUAGGAGGUUGACUAUAAAUACCAUAGGCGACAGUCAAGAAAGCGUACCUAUUUUCACAGUGAGCAUCGGAGAUUUGGAGCUCAAAGUAUCCACGGUGACACAGGACCCGGAGAAAGAGGCCUCUACCACCGACUCCGAUGCUCCUAACGUGAAGGAGGGCGAAGAGGAAAAGAAGGACGAGGCAAUUGCAUCUCAAAAAACGAAAUCAAAGGAUCCACUAAGAUGGUUCGGAUUGCUCACUCCUAUGUCCCUACGACAGGCCCAAGCACAAAGUAUCAAGGCCGUCGAGGGGAUCAUACCUAAACUAGUCUCGGUAAAUGCCCAGAUGGCCCAGGUCGAAAUAGAAGUCCGCAGAGCCCGCAAGAAGCGUGCCAAGCUAGAAGCAGCCGCCGCGAAAAAGGAGCACGAUGUCGGAAUUAGUACGGAGAUCACGGCAUGAUUAGUAGGAUAAUAUAAUAUUUACUUGUGUAUAGCGCGUAAUAACGCUAUACUAUCCUUUCUAUACACAAUUUCUGGGUCGGCUUACUCAUCGUGUCUGGCCCAACAAAAUGUAUACAUCGAUGAUGACAGGCUGAGACAUGGCUAUAUAAUCUAAUUUCCACAUAUAAUCCGGGUCUCAUACUUUCUUCUCCGCCUUCCGAGCUCGGGAAUACAUGCCUUCGACAAAGAAAUAGCGACAUUUGGUAUCAAUACAAUAGUAAGCGCAAGUACAUGCUCGAACAAAGCUAACAGAAUGAGAAUAUCUACAUGGGUAUCAUCUCGUAGCAAUAAUAUACUCAAGCAUAAGCAGCCCAACCUAAGCGAAGCCUCGUUAGCACAUGUAUCUCGGUACUAAUUUCGUGUACGGAUAUUAAUCACUCACCAGAAUACAAAAAUGCCAAAU
Hypoxylon trugodes is the source of this 1164-nucleotide messenger RNA. RefSeq lists its product as uncharacterized. NCBI's taxonomy places the organism in Eukaryota, Fungi, Ascomycota, Sordariomycetes, Xylariales, Hypoxylaceae. The transcript has a single exon. Gene Ontology annotation, biological process: vacuolar proton-transporting V-type ATPase complex assembly. The coding region runs from base 94 to 720 and encodes 208 amino acids. The record is from RefSeq and is a predicted model, not a curated record. Gene Ontology annotation, cellular component: Vma12-Vma22 assembly complex; extrinsic component of endoplasmic reticulum membrane.